Capsaspora owczarzaki ATCC 30864 is the source of this 1772-nucleotide messenger RNA. RefSeq lists its product as hypothetical. The record is from RefSeq and is a predicted model, not a curated record. Gene Ontology annotation, molecular function: hexosyltransferase activity. Gene Ontology annotation, biological process: glycosphingolipid biosynthetic process. NCBI's taxonomy places the organism in Eukaryota, Filasterea, Ministeriida, Capsasporidae. The transcript is spliced from 3 exons. The coding region runs from base 128 to 1570 and encodes 480 amino acids.
ACCUGAUUGCUAGGUCACUCCUUUUCAUGUGCCGCGUUUGACGUUGAGCGAAACCACCAACUGGCAAUCGAAACAAAAUCGAAACCAAAUCGAAAACGCACUUCCUACCUCCUGUCUUUCUCGUGCUAUGACCAAGGAUACCUCCAGCUUGGGUGAGCGUCACACCAAGACGCACUCUCUGUACCGUCGCUGCGGCCGCCGCACGCAGCUUGCAGCCCUCCAUGUACUUUUAACUCUGGCACUGAUGGCAUUCAUUGCUUGGCAGCUUGAACAUGAGGUGGCAUGGGACAUUGCCCUGACUCUGCACCACCAGUGCGAGGUUGAAGGCGCUGCAGCACGGCGCUUGACCUUGCGGCGACCGCCACCGCCGCUCUCCCAAGAGGCGAUGACCUACUACGAGUCCAUGCCAAAACUGCCAACAGCUGGCACCAAACCGGCUUGGGCGCGCGUCGAAGUGCACGGUUUUGAAGUCCGCGUUCCUGCUGCUCCACCAGCAGUGAAUAUUUCGAGCGUUCGACCGCCGCUGGGAGCAUUCGUGCCACGCGACGAGCUCCUCCAAAUCACUGGCCUGCAGUGUUUGCCGCUUGAGGACCACCAGUCGCUCGCCGAGCUGUUCCACGGGUUUUGGGAUGGACCAAUCAACCAGACGCUCUCUUCCCUCUAUAUCAGCGCCAUCUCGACAGUGUUCCGGCAUCACCCCGACUCGACGUACCUGGUUCACUCGAAUACCCUGCCUCUCGACCAGUUCGACGAGCUUCGGGCAAUGGGAUUCAACAUUGCCGUUGUGCGCUACGAUGCGUUGCGCGCCUUAACGUUUGGCAACUUGCCUGGCCAAAGGUGGCUGCUCCAAGAUCGUGUUCGGUACGCAGAGCAUCGCAACAUUGGCUCGCACAUGUCAGAUCUGAUGCGAGCUAUUCUCAUGCACCAGUGCGGUGGUAUUUACAUGGAUCUCGACUCGGUCUUGCUUCGGCCGCUGCAUUUCCUCAACCGGGCGUUCACCAUGGAGCCCAUGCGUCCCAAUCACUUGCGUGUGCAGUACAUCAAGAUGGAUGGUGUGUCAUCAUUGUUGUCUUGCAGCGAAGUCAUUGUUAUUCGGCCACAGCCUGUCGACGACGGCGCGUCCAUGAUCCUGUCGCCCUAUGUGGUUCGCGGCGACUUUGGCCUCGUUCCCGGCCUGUUGGCGUUUGGUCCACGAGAUCCGUUCAUCUACAUGAUGAUGCAAGUGUUUGAUGAGCCCUACAACCCCGACUGCUUUAGCUGUGUCGGUCCGGUCGCCGUCAACAAGGCCUACAUGGCGACGAGCGCGCAUGAACGAUUGCGGCUCCAAGUCUAUCCUGCGGAUGUCAUGUUUGGCCCCUUCUGGCGCGGGGUGAUGGACAAGUUUGAUGAAUUUUGGCAAACGACGACCGACGAGCGCGGCCAGGCACUCGUGAACGAGGCAGUCCAGUUUGGCUUUACCCAGCAUCUGUAUGGGGGCGGACAAGGCGCCCCCGCCUUCCAAAACAACAGCUAUAUUCACCGAUUGGUGCUUGAGACACAGCUCAUUCCGUUGCCAGACCUUUGGCAAUAGAGACGUCUUGGUGGUUGAUUUUAACGACUUUGCUUUUUGUUUUGGUUUCUUAGUUAUCCCAAUUCUCUUCCAUCAAUAAAAGCUGAAAUGCAUUCUCACCACCGUUGCGAUUUAUUCACACAGGGUUUUUGGCCCUUCGACCCUGUUGGACAGGUUUUUCGGUCAUGGUGACACACACAAAAAAUAAAAUAAAAUAAAAUUC